AUGUUCCCCUCGCUCGCGCUCGCCCCAUUGCUGCUGGCCGGCUUGCAGGCUGUGACCGUGAACGCCAUCCCCACCAUCUCUGCCACUGGUUCCAAGUUCUUCUACUCCAAUGGUACUCAGUACUACAUCAAGGGUAUCGCCUAUCAGCUCACUCCCGAUGAUCCGCUCACCGAUGAGGCCCAAUGCAAACGCGAUAUUGUCCGCAUGUCCGAGUUGGGCGCCAACGCUAUCCGUGUGUACCACGUGGAUGCUGACGGAGACCACGCCGGCUGCAUGACCGCCUUUGCGGACGCCGGAAUCUACAUCUUCGUGGAUCUUGAUACCUUCACCACCGCCAUUGAUCAGACCGCCCCUGCCUGGAACGAGACUCAAUAUGAGGCUUUCACUGCCGUUCUGGAUGAGUUCCAGCAAUAUGACAACACUGCCGGUGUCUUCGUCGGAAACGAGGUGUUGACCACCGCUGCCGGUUCCAUUGCCGCCCCCUAUGUCUUGGCCGCUGCCCGUGACAUCAAGGCCUACCGUGAUAAGAAGGGUUACCGUGAGAUCCCGGUUGGAUACUCCGCUGCCGACAUUGCUGCCCUUCGCCCCAUGCUGCAGGACUACGUGGCUUGCAGCUCCAACUCCUCUGAGCGCUUGGACUUCUACUCCUUGAACGCCUACGAGUGGUGCGGCGAGUCCAGCUACACCGAGUCUGGUUACGAUGAGCUCCAAAAGAACGCCACCGGCUACCCCAUCCCCAUCUUCUUCUCCGAGACUGGUUGCAACACCCCGGCUCCCCGUACCUUUGAUGACCAGGCUGCUAUUCUCGGCUCGGACAUGGACGGUACCUGGUCCGGUGCUAUUAUUUACGAGUGGAUCGAGGAGACCAACGAUUACGGUCUGAUCAGCUACGGUGCUUCCGUCUCGACUGCUGCGGCUACCAACACCCUCGUUGAGGAUGGCUACACCCGCGCUGGUACCCCGACUCCCGUCUCGCCUGAUUUCUCUAACCUGAAGUCUCAAUGGGCUACCUUGAACCCGACUGGUACCUCUUUGUCCGCUUACAAGCUGGACACCUCUACCAUCACCAGCCUUGAGUGCCCCGCUUCUACCUCUGGUGGUUGGGCCGUUGACCCCAGCUCUGCUCUCCCUACCCUGGGACAGGUCUACAACAAGGAUGCCACUACUGACUCCACUAGCACUGGUACCAGCACUGGCUCUAGCUCCACCGCUACUUCCACCAAGAAGAGCGGUGCUGCUAGCAAUGUCAUGCUUGCCGGUAACCCUGCUACCGAGCGCUUGUUCACUGCUUCCCUGCUCCUUUCUGGCGUUUUGGGAGUGUUCGCCUUCUGGCUUUAA
Messenger RNA from Penicillium verhagenii, 1338 nucleotides. It is a transcript of the gene gel6, whose product is annotated as putative 1,3-beta-glucanosyltransferase. The coding region runs from base 1 to 1338 and encodes 445 amino acids. Gene Ontology annotation, cellular component: fungal-type cell wall; cytoplasm. Lineage: Eukaryota; Fungi; Ascomycota; Eurotiomycetes; Eurotiales; Aspergillaceae. Gene Ontology annotation, biological process: fungal-type cell wall (1->3)-beta-D-glucan biosynthetic process. The record is from RefSeq and is a predicted model, not a curated record. The transcript has 3 exons. Gene Ontology annotation, molecular function: 1,3-beta-glucanosyltransferase activity.